AUGUUACGACUCAUUAAUACUACUGCUAAUAGGAACAAUUUUAAGUUUAAUCCUAGCAAAUUUUACAUUGAUGUGGAUUUAAAUAUCAUACCUGCUAUUGAAGAAACGUUUGGGAGAGGAAUAUCCAUUAAAUUAUCUUUAUUCCACUAUGCAAAUUCCAUAUGGUAUAAAGUUAAAAGCUUAGGGCUAUCACAAAAUAAUGAUGUUAAUAUAAAAAAAACAAUACGUCGUAUAUGUUGUCUCGCUAUGGUCCCUAUUGAACAAAUCGAAGACACCUGGAUUAAAAUUAAAGAAGAAGCACCACAGAACGAAAAUUUAUUGGAACUCGUAAGCUAUAUUACUGAAACAUUUAUGAUUUCAAAUGUCGGUCACAAGUUUGAUAAAACUGUAUGGAAUCACUACGACACGAACAAUAUAAAAACUAUAAACCACCUAGAAGGAUGGAACGAUUUUAUUGACGAAGAUAUAAAUAAAUCGUAUCUGACCAUUAAAAAUUUCGUUAUUAAAUUGAAAAACAAACAACAAAGCUUCGAAAUGGACUUUAUUAAAAAUCAUGAAAAAUCCAAUGAAAUUUCAACGUUUCCCAAAAAAUUCAAGUCUAUAGAAAAAAAAUUUAAACGCGCAAAAGAAAGGCUUGAAAAUGGGACAAUUUCUGCAAUGGAAUACCUGGAUGAAAUAAUUUAA
Molecule: messenger RNA, 684 nt
Organism: Rhopalosiphum maidis (corn leaf aphid)
Lineage: Eukaryota; Metazoa; Arthropoda; Insecta; Hemiptera; Aphididae
Exons: 3
Coding region: 1-684 (227 amino acids)
Source: RefSeq, a predicted model, not a curated record